Molecule: messenger RNA, 2578 nt
Organism: Triticum aestivum (bread wheat)
Lineage: Eukaryota; Viridiplantae; Streptophyta; Magnoliopsida; Poales; Poaceae
Exons: 3
Coding region: 1523-2329 (268 amino acids)
Source: RefSeq, a predicted model, not a curated record
UCGUUGAAGAUCCUGUUUGUCAAAUUGCAAAUGCGUCGUUAGUGCCCGAGCAUUAAUAUAGAUUGAGUCGGUUAGUAUUUAUUUGUUUUGGCCAAAAUCGACAAGCGGAGAAGAAUUUCUACCAUAAGAAGAAGAAAGUUAUCCAGAUAAUUGAGAAUAAAAAAAAAGGUUUAAACCCGCAUAGGAGACAGGAGACUUGGUACAUAGAACAAGGUCAAUAGCACCAUCUGCCCAUGGCCAAGGUAGCACAAACUUUUUCCCGGAAAAAAGGUAGAAGAAACUCAAUAUGCCCCAUGGGAAGAUCCACAUCAUUGUGAUGACCUAUGGCAUCCAUGAUAUGUCGACUCCGACUUCACAACAACAAUAAUGCUGCCAUGGCAGAAGUCUGCGUACUGACUAUGUGUGCACCUUUUUAGCUGAUUAGGUAAGUUUAUUAGCUAUAUAUUUGGAUUAGUCUUAGUCCACGGCCGAAAAUGCUGCCGUGAAAGCCAAAACGUCUGCCAUGGCAACAAAUUCUCCCACGGCCCAAGCACUACCAUGGCAGCGAAAAAAGCUUCCAUAGCCGCACCGACGACCACUGGUGCACUUAAGCGAGUGCGCGCAAUGAAAACACUCUCAAGGAUCUCAUCUUCCUCCCGAACCGUCGGUACAUGGACAUGCCAGAGAAGCAGCUAUCAUGUGGUGGCGGCGUCCCUGUCAUCGGAGAGGAGUUCGACGACGACGAUGACGACCCUGACUACGAGCUCCAUCUUGCUCUGGUUGAAGAAGCCGGAUUGUUCCAAGAAGUCGAGAAGCACGAGUGCUGGCGAUGCGGCAUGAUGGAGGAGAUGGGCUCCAUCGAAGCCAACAACACACUGCGCCUUGUGGAUCUCCCUCCUGGUCAUCCCUCAGUCGGUUUGAAGUCGGUCUACUAUGUAAAAGAGGAUGCAGGUGGCGUCCUGGUGAAGUACAAAGACAGGAUCAUCGCAAAGGAGUAUGUCCAGAAGCACGAUGUCGACUACGAUGGAAUAUUUGCUCUGGUGGCGAGACUCGAGUCCGUACGCCUCCUCGCUCUCACGGCACGCAUAGGCUAGAUAGUCCACCACAUGCCUUUCUCAAUGGUGAACCUGAAGAGGAGGUUUACAUGCCACAACCUCCAGGGUUGUUCGUCGCUGGCGAGACCAACAAGGUGCUCAAGCUGGACAAGGGGCUCUAUAUAUGGCCUGAAACAAGCCACGCGCUUGGAACACCAUGGUGGACGCGUGCUUCAUGUCGCUUGGGUUCAGCUGGUGCCCUUUAGAGCACGCGAUGUACACUAUGGGCACUUCAACGUCAUGGCUGGUGGUCGGCGUCUACGUCGAUGAUCUGAUAAUCAUCGGUUCGAGGAGGAGAUCACACGCUUCAAAGGUGAGAUGCAGGCAUUGUUCGAGAUGAUAGAUCUCGGGCAACUCGAAUAUUACAUGGGGAUCAAGGUGCGGCAGCACGACGCCAACAUUGACCUCUGCCAGGCCGGGUACGUAGUCAAGAUCCUCCACAAGGGGGUAUGGCGGGCUGCAACCCGUGCCAUGUUCCCAUGGAGCCGCGCUUUAAGCUGAGUAGGGUGAGCUCAGCCAGCCAGACACCAUGGAGUACGGGAGCAUCAUUGGCAUGCUCUCUACCUCAUCCACACCAGGCCGGAUUUGUCCUUCUUCGUCGACUAAGUGUCACAGUUCAUGCAGAGCCCACGACGAAGCACAUGGCGGCGGUGAAGAACAUAGUGUGCUACGUUGCAGGAACUCUGCACCCACAGAGGGCCCCUAAUCGGCUACUCCCUCCGUCCGGAAAAAGUUGUCUCCGACAACAUUUUGCGAAAAGCACCUCUCCUUUCUUCCGACAAACUAUGCAGCCCUCACUCCGACCGCUUCCCUGCUCCGUCGCCUCGCAACGCGCCGGCCGCCUGCUCCAUCGCCUCGCCACGCACCGGACGCCUUCUCCCCGUCGUCUCGCCGCUUCUCUUUGUCCGCACCAGGAAAUCAAGAGGGAAGCGAUCCCCUUUUCUGCAAAUCCCGCGACUUGCCGGCUCCGGCGGCGGCGCUCAUGUCCUAGAGGCAGGUCCUCGAGCUCCUCCUCCCGACCCCGAGCUACUCGUCCUCGAGCUGCUGCAGAAGUCAACGGCAGUUGCUCCUCCUCCAGGUCCUCAAGCUACUCCUCCAGGUUCUCGAGCUCCUCGCCCUCUUCGCUCCACCGGCGCCGCCGCCGCCGCUUCUGCUUCUGCUGCCCGCCCGCCCACCGCUCAGCGAUUGGAGGUGGACUUGCUGCAGAGGAAUGGAUCUUGCUUCCGUUGAUCUCAGAUUUGUAUUUGUUCUGCUGAGUAAUUGCUAUUGGUGGUUCUCAAAAGGAAUUCAAGAGCAUGGGGAUCGAAAAGCCAAUCUGUAGUACCACUCCUUUUGUAGGUCUUCGUCCACUCAGAGAAUGCCUUUGGAGUUUGAAGGUAGAGCGGUAUAUCCAUGUAGACAAGUCGUAUAUUUUGGUGUAGUUAGGUCUCUUAUGAAGUAUAUGUUGCUAAUCAUACAUGUAUUUUACAAUCAAUAUGGAUAAUAUAAGUAUAAAUUUGCCUGAA